Aphanomyces invadans is the source of this 1182-nucleotide messenger RNA. RefSeq lists its product as hypothetical. The transcript is spliced from 2 exons. Gene Ontology annotation, biological process: mRNA splicing, via spliceosome. The coding region runs from base 17 to 535 and encodes 172 amino acids. The record is from RefSeq and is a predicted model, not a curated record. Lineage: Eukaryota; Oomycota; Saprolegniomycetes; Saprolegniales; Verrucalvaceae. Gene Ontology annotation, cellular component: spliceosomal complex.
GAUUGGGCAACCAAACAUGUUCAAGGCGCGGGCGAAAAAGGACAAGCCGACACGGAAACGACCCGUGGAGGUUGACGAGGACGAUGGAGAAACUGAGCACCUUACGUUAGAGGAACUGAGAGAACUCAAGGAGGACCAGAAGUUCCGAGAGCGCAAGAGGCUGCAGGGAGACAAGACCGGUCGAAAGAUCGACUCAACAACCCCGUCCUCGUCUGCCUCGUCCGAUUCGUCCCUAUCCACGUUGAGUGGGCAGUUCACAGCCCAGUCUGCAGACAAGCCCUUUGAUGCUUUCGAAGCGAUCAAGUUCGUUUCACUGUCGCUUAGGCGUGUCCUCGUGAUCUUACGGCAUUGUAGGAACAAGUACAUUGAAGACAAGCUAAGAGAAAAGUACACCUCGACAAUUGUGACAACAGUUCCUCCGCCAUCGAAAGAGAGGAUCGAAGAGUUGGAGCUCUAUAGUAUCCCUGAGCACAUACGACUCAAGACCACAGAUGAAGCUGUCUGUAGAAAUGGGAGUCGUUCUGUGUCUCAUUAAGGUGUAGGUUGUCAAGCAACUUGGCACCGCAGUGUUGGCUCGGAACGCAAGUGUUCCCGAAAUUGACCUGCCUUCGGCUGAUCCUGCAAAAGUCUUGCAAGCUACGAAAGAAGCUCUUGUUUUAAGGCAGAAGAACCAACUGAGCACAACGGGCAGUUCCUCGCUCCCCACAAAUUACAGCACGAACUAUACGCAGCACAAGGACGACCACAGCAAGAACACACACGCAUCCAAAAAAGGCGAGGAAGCGAUCGACCAGCAAGGCGCGCUCGAAAGGAUUUCCCUCAAUCGCGUGAGCUCAGCAUCCUAGUCCACACCAGAGGAACCACACAGACCACCACCCAUUUCGGCAGCGGUCCACGAGUUGGUUAAUGACGUGAACCUGUCCACGGUCAAGUUGGUGGUUGUGCAUUCACGAACGAUCUUGUGGCGGUCGUCGCGGCGCCGUGAAUGUUCUUCGGGUUGGACGCAUCCAUGCGACAAUUGGAGAUGUUUGCAGCAUUUCGGAUCGAAAAGGCGAAACAAAGGAAAUUAAGUUUCGAAGGUUUGCCGGAUUACUGACUUUUUGUAUAAGUUGUGCGACAUCACUGGUGCGGACGGAAGACACGGCACCUUCUACAACUAAAGUAUUCAGAAAUACCAAUGUG